AUGCCCCGGCGUCGGCCCAGCUCCUGUGCCCAGCAGGUGGCGCCCGAGGGGCUCCCCGGCGGUGGCGAUCGCGGACGGAGAGACCCGCCGCUGCCGAGGCUGCUGCUGCCCGAGCUCCGAGCAGCCUCUGGCGCGGGGGCCUCCGGGGGCUCCAGGGCUUCGGAGGGCGGCGCCGAGUGGUGGGAGGCCCCCGCGUGUGAGUCCUCGCCCCCGGUGCGCCUGCCCGUCCUGCCCACCGUGGCUCUGCGGGCGGCGCGGAACCGGACGGGGCUGAGGUCGCUGCUGCUGCCGUCCAUGCUCUUGGCCGGCGAGCGCCGGAACCGGCGCCCCGGGCCUGGACAGUGCGAGGACCCCCGCAGGGGCUCGGCCAGGGAGAACCCCGACUCUCUGGGCGACCUCCUAGGAGAGUCCCUCCCCGGGCGGUCCCGGCAGUUCCUGCGCCAGCUCAGGGCUCAGUCUGCGGAGCAGCCGCGACCACCGAGUGAGGCCCCUACGGCCCCCACGGGGGGGCUGAGUCAUUUCCGGGGACAGUCAGUGUACUUCAAGAAUAGUCUCCGGAAGAUUUUGCUCCAUCAGAUACCUGCCCUGGGGCCCUUCAGGAGAGAUCAUUCACAAUUCACCACGGUCGAGAAGACCAAUCAGCCCCCCGCUACACAGGCCCCCAAGCUCAAGGCCACGCUCACCCACAACUCCUCGGGGGAAGGCUCAGGGCACCGCAGGUGGUGUUGCCCUUUCCGCCUGCGGCUUGCGGACGAGACGCUACGGGACACAGCACUCCGCUACUGGGAACGCAGCUGUGCAGUCCGGCAGGGCAUCCUCGCGAACAGGACAGCUAGCGGGUCGGCGGCGUCGGAGCAGGUGUUCGGGAGUGUCGGGAGAUGGCUGGAGGGUUUGCCCAAAGCCCUGUAUCCCAGGGCCAAGGAGGACACCAUGGCCAACUCAUCCGGCUGGGACUUCCCUGGCCUAUCACAAGCUCCUAACUUUCGAUCGGAGUCCUUCCUGCCCAGCUUGGUGUUGCACACGGUCCUGAAACAAGGCUGCCCGAAGGGUCACCAGCUCCUCCUGCCGUCAAUAUCACGUCGCGCUCAGAGCCCAGCCUCCAUCUUUGACGGGAACCAAAGGCUGCUUGCGGACCUCCCCUGUGGGUACUUCUAUUUCCUGGAGACCUGCGGGUCCCGGAGGAGGCCUGAUUCUACUGCACCUUUCCUCGUGGCCUUGCACACACAGCCCACCUGGCCCUCUCCGAGCCUCAGUUUCCCCGGCAGAGCCGCGGCGGACCCCAAACCGGCCACCGGCUGCAGCGCCGCGCCGCGCCCACGCGGGGGCAGUGUUGGCCUGGCUUUGGCGCCGCCCGGCGCGGCCGAAACUUCUCAGCCUCUUGCUAAAGGGUCGGAAACUUUUCCCCUCGCGCGGCGCUCGCGUCUCCGGCCCCGCGCCGCGCCGCGCCGCCUCCUUCCACCUGCCCGAGUUCGCUGCCGGACCGCGGGGCGGGGAGGGGAGGCUCCCCAGCCCCCAACUUCUCUUUUUCGCUUUUCGUUGUUCAACCAAAAGACCGCUACGCUUGCAACUGCGUCGUCAGCCACGAGCACUGAAGAUUGA
Molecule: messenger RNA, 1599 nt
Organism: Physeter macrocephalus (sperm whale)
Lineage: Eukaryota; Metazoa; Chordata; Mammalia; Artiodactyla; Physeteridae
Gene: CUNH9orf50
Product: chromosome unknown C9orf50 homolog
Source: RefSeq, a predicted model, not a curated record